Messenger RNA from Peniophora sp. CBMAI 1063, 1797 nucleotides. NCBI's taxonomy places the organism in Eukaryota, Fungi, Basidiomycota, Agaricomycetes, Russulales, Peniophoraceae. The record is from the annotation of a GenBank genome assembly.
AUGUUUGACGUGGAGUCAUUACCUAUGCCGACCGCCGAACAGGCCACCGGCGGUCGGGAGUCCCUGCAAACCGAUCCGCCGCGCAUCCUCACGUUGCCCGCUGAACUGCUGUCCAUAAUCGUAGAAGCCGUCGCAGAGUGCGAUCCGCCUCGCUUCCCCGUGUCUCCCUUUGAUAGGGAGAACAUAACGGGGUUCUUCGAUGAGUACCUGCGUGCGCGUCUGUGGGAGCCAGUCGUACAGGGAGGCUCCCUAGGGUGGAUUAAAUUGACGCACGUUUGCCGCAUGUGGAGGGAACACAUCUCCGAGAGCAUGCCUCUCCUAUGGUCACAACUUAUUGGAUACUUCUAUCAACGCGGCGCACUGGACGUGAUGCUGAGACGAGCUGGGGACGUUGUGCCGUUGUCUAUCACGUGCGGUCCCAACGACGUAUCCGUCAGGAUGACCAACUCGUCGUGGUGGCUUCUGGACGACCUCGUCUCCGAUCUCGGGUCGCCAGCCGACUGCCAGAUCUACAGAUCUCGUAUACAAUCUAUUCGGGUCAUCAAUCUGUCCCCCCACCAUCCUUCGAUCAGUCGAGAUCCCCCGCCUUCAAUCUUCAGCACAUUCGCUCAGCUACGCGUGGUAGAAGUGCAUUGCCUGUAUCUGCGCUCUAGAGACCUCGACGAAGAUAGGUUCAUCGACGAUACGCUCAUGAUCACAUCCCCCAAUCUACGUGAAGCGCGUUUUACGAAUUACAUCCUGCCUUGGGCGACUACCGAGCUCACCCACCUCUCUCUCGUGCUUGACGAAGAUGAGUUUCCGGGUGGGCUUUUGAUUAGCAUCUUCCACCUGAUAGCGCGCACUAUCGAAGUGCUCGAGAUUGAUAGUUGUUUACCCAUCAAUUACUUCAAGGAACCCCGCCCUGUGUUUUCCUUUCCGAGACUGCACCAGCUGCACAUACGCGACAGAGAUGAGUGGGUCAACCCGUUCAUGCAAGUCUUCUACAAUGCAUCCGUCACUAAGCUCAAUUUCACCCUCAAGUCUUCGUCUUUGUGGCCCGAUCAGGCAGGACCUGCUAUACGCAGUGCUCUGCGUUUACUGCGCUACGACGUAGAUCGUCCGCUCCAGUUCUUGGCUGUCACUGAAGAAUCUUGUGCAGCGGGGCUGAACCUAUCGCGCGAUUACGUUCGGCUGACCUUGGCUCAAGAGGGCCCUUCUCCCGGAUGGUCUGCCCAUACUGCAUGCUUCGAUCUCUCCCUCGCCAUCGAAAACCAGCGUCACUUUCGCAACAAGUACCAUGAAUGCGUCACAGAGAUGCUAAAUGUGGCGGCAGAUACGAUCUCGAACAUCUGGAACAAUAUCGUUGACCUUGAGCUCAACUUGCCUCUUUGGAAGCACUUCACCGUUGUCCAAUGUCUGAUCAAUAAACUUUCGAACCUUCGCUGCAUCCGGCUCUCUGACCCCAUGGAUCCAGAGAGCCUCCUCACGCAGGCCACGAAGACCAUCCUGUUUCCUCAGGGUAUCUUCGGCCCUUUCAUACCUCGCCUUGACAAACUUUGGAUAGUACAGAGCGGGGAGUGGACACCAGAUGUGUACAAGUUGGUCCUCCGUGCUUUAGCUGAAGCGCUGGCGAGCGCGAUCUCGCUCGUCAACAACAAUUAUAGAGCCGACGUCUUAAUUGGUCGAUUCCACAUAGUGCGGCUACGCCUGGAUAUCGUUCAACAGUCUGGCGAGGUCCAGAGCGCGUGGGAGCCUAAAGAGGAUUUGAUGGCGAUGUUCGGGAUGGUUGCAGAGAAGGUAGAGCUGAGGUUCCUGUAG